This is a messenger RNA of Strigops habroptila (Kakapo), 2774 nucleotides long. RefSeq names its product RAS like family 12 (gene RASL12). The record is from RefSeq and is a predicted model, not a curated record. The coding region runs from base 802 to 1743 and encodes 313 amino acids. The transcript has 5 exons. Gene Ontology annotation, molecular function: GTPase activity; GTP binding. Lineage: Eukaryota; Metazoa; Chordata; Aves; Psittaciformes; Psittacidae.
UUCAGCCUCCACCACCUACUCAGGCUCAGAGCCCGCUGGGUGCUGGCUGAUGGCUUGGUGCGGGCAGCGGUGAGUACUCCCUGUGCUCCCCUUUUCCUUUUGGGACUGUGCCUUUUGGGUGGAAAAAGGGGGAUUUUCCCCACCUUGCAAAACCUCUGUCAGCAGCAGCAGCAGGUCUCUGUGCUUUGGUGCAUCCACAGGAGCUGUGCAGGUGGUGGGCAGGGUGGAUGCACAGGCAGCAUCGCUCCUGGGUGCUGCUCUGCCUGCAGGAGGUGUCAUGAGUGCACCGGCCUCAGCCAGGGAGGUGGGACCAGGCUUUGGCUUGCUGGGGACGUGAUGAGGUUCUGGGACAUGAUAAAGUGGUGGGACACGGCAGGGCGGUUGGGACAUGGAAGGUGGUGGGACACGGUGAGGUGGCCACUGAGCAGAGUCAUGAUGCGUUUUGGGACCAGGGGUCCCUACCCGAAGCCCCGGGAGCUCGGGGGCCUGCCCUCGGGGUGCCGGGCAGCGUGUCCAUCGGCGCCGGCGCGGCAGCAUUCCUUACAAGGAGUUUGGCUGGAGCCCGAGCGGCGGGAGCCGCGGUCGCCUCCUCCUGCCUCAUUCAUCCGCUCCCGGCGCACGGGGGCUGCUGCUCCCCAGGCCCCCCGAGAGCCCCGCGGCUCCUCCAGAGCAGGGCUUUAAGGUGGGAGGCCGCGUUUCUCUUCUCUUUCUGGGGUGCAAAGGGUGGGCAGAGGGCUGGGGGGUCCCUCUGUUUGCUGGGUGGGGAGCUGGGAUGCUGCUGCCGGCCGCUGUGGCUCCAGGAUGCGGAUAGAGGAGAGGGGAUCCCCCUUCUCGGCCCCCCCAGCCUGGGGCACCCCACUGGAAGGUCCCCACCCGGGAUGGCAGCGGGUGCCCCACGUCCCCCCCGUCUCUCCUAUAGGACAGAGGAUGUCCUCGAUGUUCGGCAAACCCCGAACCGGCGGCGAGCGGCCGCCCCAGAGCCCCCUCGGCGAGUGCAACGUGGCCAUCCUGGGGUGCCGCGGGGCCGGCAAGUCAGCUCUGACCGUGAAGUUUCUAACCAAGAGGUUCAUAAGCGAAUAUGACCCGAACUUGGAGGACACCUACACCUCGGAGGAGCUGGUGGACCAGCAGCCUGUGCUGCUGAAGGUGAUGGACACGGCUGACGAGGAUGGCCCCGGGAAUUGCGAGCGCUACCUGUGCUGGGCCAGCGCCUUCCUCGUGGUGUACAGCAUCGAUGACAGGAAGAGCUUCGAGGGCUGCCAGCGCUACCUGGAGGUCCUGGCCCUGCAUGCAAGGGGCUGCCAGAGCCGGUGUCCUGUGCUCCUCCUGGGCAACAAGCUGGACAUGGAACAGUACAGGCAGGUGCCCGCAGCCGAAGGGCUGUCCCUGGCGAGCCGGUUCGGGUGCCUGUACUACGAGGUGUCGGCGUGCCAGGACUUCGCAGGGGUGCAGCACGUGUUCCACGAGGCCGUGCGCGAGGUGCGGCGCCGGGCACAGUGGAACCUGCCCGUGCGGCCUCUCUUCAUCACCGAGGAGCGGCCGUGCCUGCCCAUGGCCACGCCGGUGGCGCUGCCCGCCCGGCACGGCUUGGCCAGCUGCACCUUCAACACCCUCUCCACCGUCAACUACAAGGAGAUCCCCUCGGUGGCACAGGCCAAGCUGGUCACCGUCAAGUCCUCGCGGGCGCAGAGCAAGAGGAAAGCUCCCACGCUCACCCUGCUGAAGGGCUUCAAGAUAUUUUAGGAGGUGUCCCUGCGGGCUGCAGGACGGAGUGGUGAGAGACCCUGUUCCCCCAACUCCACAAGGGCUAAGAGCAUCCGUGAUGGACCAAUGGGCUGCUGGUGGGCAGGGCAAAGCCUGUGGUGGUGAUGUGGUGUGCAGAUGGGGUGCUGAGAGCCUAAAAUCAGCCAUGGCAUCACCCUGCCUGCCCCUGCCCUGGCUCCCGACCCCUCUGGCUGAGCACCGCCGCAGUGUGUGCAUCUUGUCCUGCCACCAGCACUGGGGGCCAGCCCAGCUUUCCGGGUGGAUUCAGGCAGUUCCUGGAGCAGCCAGAGCCAUGGGCACCAUUGGGAGGGUGAGGGCUGUCCCCAGGGCCUCCAGCCAGCUCGGAGCAGUGAUGGGAGCCUAGGAAGGGGGAAUCAAUCAUUAACAAAGCAUGGGGACAUCCACCUCGCUCCUCUCCCGGGUGCCCUCACUGAGCAAUAAGUAGGAGGAAUUUUUGUGUAUUUUUAAUCCAAGCUACAGAUACUGUUUCAGCCAACUAAAGGCCUCAGGUGUCCCGAAACCAAUUCCCAUGCAUCAAAUAAGUCAUACCAAAAUAGCUGGGGUUUAAUCCACUUUUUACACUAUAACGUUCCUUUUCAAAGGCUUUACGAGGAGAAAUGCUUCACUGAUGAGGACGAGCUCUGAAAAGCCUUUGUUAAAAGACUGAUGUGUUUAAAAAAUGUCUUAAAUUAUUUCAUGGCUUUUACGUGUGCCCAGUGAAGGGCACGAAGUGAACCCCAAAGCAGACCAGGCUCUGCCUGUGCCCGAGCCAGGACCAAGGGCUGUGUGCUCAGCUUCAUUUGCUGUAUCAGGUUAAAUGUUCUCCUUCUCCCUGGAGAAGCAGUUAGUUUGCAGAGGUGCAGUUACUCUGCAGAGUAACACAAUCAGGUGUAUAUUUGUACAUAUAAACCUAUAUAUAUAUAGAAGACCUUACUGAUAGAGAGAUUCAAUAUGGGAUUUCAAACAACUACUUUGGAAAGUAUUUUAAUAAAGAUGAUUUCUGAAAAGAA